Chara braunii is the source of this 930-nucleotide messenger RNA. The record is from the annotation of a GenBank genome assembly. Lineage: Eukaryota; Viridiplantae; Streptophyta; Charophyceae; Charales; Characeae.
GCGGUUUGGAAGUUGAAGAACACCAAGAACGAGAAGCAGCAGAAGGAGAAGCAGAAGAAGAAGCAGAAGCGGCAGAAGCAGCAGAAGUAGAAGCAGAAGCAGAGGCCGAAGCAGCAGCAGCAGGAGGAGGAGGGGCAGCAGAAGGAGAAGAAGCAGAAGGCGAUGAAGCAGAAGCAGCCGCAGAAGAAGAGGCAGAAGAAGAGGCAGAAGAAGACGAAGACGGACAAGAAGAAGAAGAAGGAGAAGCAGAAGCAGAAGCAGACGAAGACGAAGAAGCAGACGAAGAAGAAGAAGACGAAGAAGAAGAAGAAGAAGAAGAAGAAGAAGAACAACAACAACAACAACAACAACAAUAACAAGAACAAGAAGAAGCAGUCGGAGAAAAGAAAGCAGGUGGAAAAGGAGGGGGGAGGAGGAGGAGAAGAAAGAGCAGCAGCCGCAGCAGCAGCAGCAGAAGAAGAAGAAGAAGAAAAGAAGCAGGGGAAGAAGAAGAAGAAGAAGAAGAAGAAGAAGAAGAAGGAGGAAGAGGAGGAAGAGGAGGAUGGGGAGGAGGAGGAGGAGAAGAAGAAAGAGCACCAGCAACAGCAGCAGCUGCAGAAGCAGAAGCAGAAGAAGCAGGAGAGGAAGAAGAAGAAGAAGAAGAAGAAGAAGAAGAAGAAGAAGAAGAAGAAGAUGGAGAAGCCGAAGCAGCAGAAGCAGAAGGAUCAGAAGCAGCAGCAGAAGAAGAAGAAGACGAAGAAAGAGGAGGAGAAGGAGAACAUGAAGCAGCAGAAGCAGUGCAUCAUCACCAGUCAUGGCAGAUGAAAUUGAAGUCCUGCUGAAGUUUCCACAAAGCGGUGAGCAAAGCCAGGUUGUGAGAGUCAGUGCGCGCAGCUCCGAUACUGUGGAGUCUCUUCGAGAGAGAGCUCUUGCUGCCGCAGGCAUUCAAGC